AUGGUCUUGGAGUAUGUAAUUUUCUACUCGCUUAAAACCAACCCCUUGUCCGUUCUUCAGAAGGCUUUCACAGGCAGAGUAGUCUUCCUGAGAGAGAUGAGUGAGAGUUUUCUCAUUCUUGCGCUGCCUUACUUGCAGCACUCGCAGGACUCCCUGCAGUCCGCUCAAUAUGAAGCCCUUGUGCGUCACAUGGGCCCUCUGGGACAGACGUUUCGCCACUUUGUCAUCCCCAGCCUAAAGGUUGGAACGUUGGACUCUCUUAUGGAGGCAAGUGAUGAGUUGGCGAAACUGGACCCUAUCAUGGAGAACAGUUUGCAGAAGCUGAUUGGACUGAUGGAGGAAACGUCUGGAAAGCCUCGUAGCGUAGUGACAACGUUCCGAAUUAACCAAACCCAGGAAAUGUCGUCCGCUGGCUAUGUCAAGAACUUCCUGUGGAGCACUGCGCAGUUCGACCCCAAAGAGACAAUUCAGAGCCUUAUUGAGAAAUUUGCUCGAAUUAAUACUACCGCUGAUGAGCGCGUUCGAGCCAUGCUAGCGGAGUACAAUGAUACUCGCAACAAACUGAUAGCAGCUAACCGGAAGGGUGAGGGAAACCUGUCCAUUCGCCCGAUUCGCGAGCUUGUCACACUCUAUAAUCGGAACCACCAGUGCUUUGUUGAUACAGAGUUGCUAGUCACCGUUUUUGUAGCGGUACCUUCAGCAGCACAGAGAGAGUGGCUGGCGACGUACUGGAAGAUGAACGAGUACGUGUGCCCGCAGUCCAACCGGAUGGUGGCCGAAGACAAGGAAUACGUACUUAACAGCAUUGUCAUGUUUAGGAAAGUUAUGGAUGAUGUGAAGAUGGCGUGCCGCAAGAAGCGUUAUGUCAUUCGCGAGGUGGAAGGGACCGACGAGCUUUCUUUCGCCGAAUUGAAGAAGCUGCAGCAGAAGGCCGAAAAGGAGAAGAAGGCGCUUUACAUGCUGCUAUGGCAGCAAUACUGCACCUGCUACGUUGCCUGGAUUCACCUUAAGGCGGUGCGAGUGUUUAUCGAGGCGCUGCUCAAGUUUGGCCUUCCGCCACGUUUCAUUGCUGUGGUGCUGCAGGUGCCUGUAGAUAAAGAAGCCGAAAUCCGCAAACGAAUUGCCCAGGUGUACCCUGAUUUGAAGACACCGUUGGCAAAUGAUGUGAUUGUUGAUACUGGUGCUUUGCAGCAGGAAUAUCCUUAUGUUUCCCUGAAAGUGACGAACAUGCAGAAGUAG
Molecule: messenger RNA, 1239 nt
Organism: Leishmania braziliensis MHOM/BR/75/M2904
Lineage: Eukaryota; Euglenozoa; Kinetoplastea; Trypanosomatida; Trypanosomatidae
Product: putative vacuolar ATP synthase subunit c
Exons: 1
Coding region: 1-1239 (412 amino acids)
Biological process (GO): proton transmembrane transport
Cellular component (GO): vacuolar proton-transporting V-type ATPase, V1 domain
Molecular function (GO): proton-transporting ATPase activity, rotational mechanism
Source: RefSeq, a predicted model, not a curated record